ACCUUCAUCACUUUGAGUAUGUUUUAUUUUCGAAGCAAGAAGUCAUCAUGGGAGACCUUUUUUCCCUAUUUUGGGAGGUGGAUCCUCCCCCCAUACCUUUAAGCUUUACCAUUCCAAAUCAAGAUUAUGAAUGCCGGAAGGAUGACUCUUGUGGGACAAUAGGGAGCUUCCUACUUUGGUAUUUUGUCAUUAUAUUGGUCCUGAUGUUCUUCUCUCGGGCUUCUGUCUGGAUGUCUGAGAAGAAAAAGGAUGAAGAUAGUGGGACAAGCACUUCAAUAAGUAAAGCAAGCAAAGAUACUUCCUAUAAGCGGCAAAGCAAAGAUGGUACCUGGGACUCUUUACAAACGAUGAAAAAACCAAAGCAGAGCCAAUUUACCCCUGUAACUGAGUCAGAACUGGCUUUGGUCAACGCCUAUCUUGAACAAAGACGAGCCAGGCUCCAUUCUCAAUUCAGCCAGAUGAAUCAGACCCAGCGUGACAGUGAUACUACGGAGUCUGACAGUGAAGAAUCUAACUCAGGAGCCUCCUCAUGGAAGGAGAGUGAAAGUGAACACCAUCCAUCACCAACCAGUAUUAAGAAGAGAAAAAUAGCUCAGAGGCAAAAGAACGUGGGAAGUUACCAGAUCAGGGAAAGGCCCUGCCUCCACUGCAAAGCCCUGAGAACCAAUGAGUGGUUGACACGCCAUUUCCUUCAAAACACCUCAGUAGCAACCCCAAUGAAGGGAGAUAUUCAAGAGGAAAAUUCUUCACCUGACAUUAACACAAAAUUCAGUAAAUUUUGAAUUUUAUCAAGUCCUUACCUUACUUGAAGCCAAAUGAAAGAAAUGAAUAAAGCACGAAAAAUCGCCAGAGUUCUAGGUGAGGAGGCUUUUACAGUAAAGUCUCUACACUAACAACAAAAACAUACUUGGAACCCAAGAGGUAAAAUUUCAGAUAAUUCUUUGUCCCAAAACAGGCCAGUGAAUUUGUUUAUGGCACAAUUGGAACAUCAAAGAUCUGCAUCCACUAUGAUUUUUUAUUCAAAAGAACACAAGACAGAUAUUUUAUGUCUUGAGUGUAUUUUGUUUAUGUAUGUAAUACAAAUAAGGAAGCUCUUUGAAAAUAUAUUUAUGUUCAGAAA
This is a messenger RNA of Ceratotherium simum simum (southern white rhinoceros), 1120 nucleotides long. It is a transcript of the gene SSMEM1, whose product is annotated as serine rich single-pass membrane protein 1. NCBI's taxonomy places the organism in Eukaryota, Metazoa, Chordata, Mammalia, Perissodactyla, Rhinocerotidae. The record is from RefSeq and is a predicted model, not a curated record.